Lemur catta (Ring-tailed lemur) is the source of this 3184-nucleotide messenger RNA. RefSeq names its product protein regulator of cytokinesis 1 (gene PRC1). Gene Ontology annotation, molecular function: microtubule binding. The record is from RefSeq and is a predicted model, not a curated record. Gene Ontology annotation, biological process: microtubule cytoskeleton organization; mitotic spindle midzone assembly. NCBI's taxonomy places the organism in Eukaryota, Metazoa, Chordata, Mammalia, Primates, Lemuridae. Gene Ontology annotation, cellular component: spindle; mitotic spindle midzone; cytoplasm. Bases 190 to 2067 code for a protein of 625 amino acids. The transcript has 16 exons.
GGAGCGACGGGACGCGACGCCAAUCGCGGGGCUGCUUCGCGCCGAAGCUCCGUUUGAAAUUCUGCGAGCCCAACGGCUCGCGGAGCGGCUGCCGGGAGCGAGUUCGGCGGUCUUUGCGGUGGUUGCCGCGUUUGGGCCCGCGUGGAGUAGGUCGGGGGCCUGGACUCCCGGUUGCUUGGAGCGUCCGCAAUGAGGAGAAGUGAGGUAGUGGCAGAGGAGUCUAUAGUAUGUCUCCAGAGUGCCCUGAAUCACCUUCGGGAAAUAUGGGAAUUAAUUGGGAUUCCGGAGGAUCAGCGUUUACAAAGAACUGAGGUUGUAAAGAAGCAUAUCAAGGAACUCCUGGAUAUGAUGAUUGCCGAGGAAGAAAGCCUGAAGGAAAGGCUCGUCAAAAGCAUAGCUGUCUGUCAGAAAGAGCUGAACACAUUGUGCAGUGAGCUACAAGUCGAGCCGUUUCAGGAGGAAGGAGAGACAACCAUCUUGCAACUAGAAAAAGAUUUGCGCACCCAGGUAGAAUUCAUGCGAAAACAGAAAAAAGAUAGAAAACAGGAACUGAAGGUACUUCAAGAACAAGAUCAAGAACUGUGUGAAAUUCUUUGUAUGCCCCACUAUGUUACUGACAGUGCCUCAGUUCCCAGCUUAGAAGAGCUGAACCAGUUCAGACAACAUGUGGCAACGCUGAGGGAAACAAAGGCAUCUCGGCACCAGGAGUUUGUCAACAUAAAGAAACAGAUCAUACUGUGUAUGGAAGAAUUAGAUCACACUCCAGACACAAGCUUUGAAAGAGACGUGGUGUGUGAAGAUGAAGAUGCCUUCUGUUUAUCUUUGGAGAAUAUUGCAACACUACAAAAGUUGCUACGGCAGCUGGAAAUGCGAAAAUCACAAAAUGAAGCUGCAUGUGAAGGACUCCGUGCUCGAAUUCGAGAGCUCUGGGACAGGUUGCAAAUACCUGAAGAAGAAAGAGAAGCUGUGGCCACAGUUAUGACUGGAUCGAAGGCGAAGGUCAGAAAAGCGCUGCAAUUAGAAGUGGAUCGGUUGGAAGAACUGAAAAUGCAAAACAUGAAGAAAGUGAUUGAGGCAAUACGAGUGGAGCUGGCUCAGUACUGGGACCAGUGUUUUUACAGCCAGGAGCAGAGACAAGCUUUUGCCCCUUACUAUUCUGAGGACUACACAGAAGAUCUGCUGCAGCUCCACGACGCCGAGGUUGUGCGGUUAAGAAACUAUUAUGAAGGUCAUAAGGAACUCUUCGAAGGUGUUCAGAAGUGGGAAGAAAACUGGAGGCUUUUCUUAGAGUUUGAGAGAAAAGCUUCAGAUCCAAGUCGAUUUACAAACCGGGGAGGAAAUCUUCUAAAAGAAGAAAAGCAACGAGCCAAGCUCCAGAAAACGCUCCCUAAGCUGGAAGAGGAGUUGAAGGCCCAAAUUGACAUGUGGGAACAGGAACACGCACAGACAUUUGUGGUGAACGGGCAGAAAUUCAUGGAGUAUGUGGCAGAACAGUGGGAGCUGCAUCGACUGGAGAAAGAGAGGGCCAAGCAGGAACGACAAAUCAAGAACAGAAAGCAGACGGAGACAGAGAUGCUCUAUGGGAGUGCCCCCCGGACGCCCGGCAAGCGACGAGGACUGGCACCGAACACGCCAGGCAAAGUGCGCAAGCUGAACACUACUGUCAUAUCCAAUGCUACAGCCAACAGUAGCAUUCGGCCUGUGUUUGGGGGGACAAUCUACCGCUCCCCCGUGUCUCGACUUCCUCCUUCUGGCAGCAAGCCAGUUGCCACUUCUACCUGUUCAGGGAAAAAAACACCUCGUGCUGGGAGGCAUGGAGCUAACAAGGAGAACCUGGAGCUCAAUGGCAGCAUCCUGAGCGGUGGGUACCCCGACUCGACCCCCCUCCAGCGCAACUUCAGCAUUAAUUCUGUUGCCAGCACCUAUUCUGAGUUUGCGAAGGAUCCGUCCCUCUCUGACAGUUCCACUGUUGGGCUUCAGUUGCGAAGUCAAAGGCCUGCAAUGUGCUCGAAAGAACAGAGGCCCCAUCACAGGGGAGCGAGAACUUUCAAAGGCUUCCAAAUCUGAUGCUACUUCUCGAAUCCUCAAUUCAACCAACAUCCAGUCCUGAGAAGCCCUGAUCAGUCAACCAGCUGUGGCUUCCUGUGCCUAGACUAAACCUAACUAUAUGGGGGUGGCUUUAGUUUGUCAGUUUAGGUGUGCUUGAAACCCUGGGCAGGUUCCAUUACCAUGGGCUUACUGUAAGAUGUGAAUGAGUAUUACACGUGAAAGUCCAUCAUCGGUUUAGUGGGUCUUAGGAGACUUGGUUUUAUUUUGACUCACUUUAAAACUUAGUUUAUAGCGAUAAGUGCAAAUUUUAGCAUAUGGGACCUAGUUUCUUUCUCUAGCCCAUAGUUCCAGUCACUUGCUGAAGCAUGGUCAAGGGCUCGUUUUAGUUCACCAUUGUGCAGGAGAAUGAUUGACUCUGCCCGUCCUUGGGGUAUGGGACGUGAAUUUUGGCUUGUAUACUUGUAAUUAGCGAUAACUUCUUUUUUGUUUAGGGAUGUUGAAGUAAUGCUUAGCUGUGAUAGCUUUGCUCUCACCUGAAGGCCUGUCCCCACCACACAGGACAGUCUUCCUCCUGAUGAAAAUGUCUUUGUGUGUCAGAAGUUGAGAUGGCCUGACCUACUGCCAAAGAGGUGACAGGGAGGCUGGGAGCUCCUUUGUUAAAUUGUGUACAGUUCUGUUAAAUAGUGCAAUGCCCUUUUGUUGGGGGUGUGUAUGUAUGAACACACAUGUGUUUCUUCAGAGUUUGUCUCUGGGGCUAGUCCCCCACCCCUGUACCCCUUAUGCCCACGUUCUUCUGUCCUUUGCACUUGGCAGCCAAGUUGGGAGGCUGUUUGGAUGGGUUGGGCCAUUUCUGUCCUGGAGACCUGGAACUUUGCACAUGUCGUUACUGGGGAGUUUUCCUGCUCCAUAGGCCCUUCCUUUACCUCCCCUGCCAGUCACUACCGUUCUUCCCUAGAGCCCCGUUAUUUAUUCUCCCUCUGCUUGCGCCAGUAACUACUGUCAACACACUAAAUGGUUCUCGGAAUCUCACCAGUGCGAACUUGUCUGUGUCAGCCCUGCUGUUUAGUCAUACCUGUGCCUCUCUGCUUUUAAAAUAUAAGUUCUUCAAUUAAAAUGUGUAUAUUUAUAUUUCAAA